This is a messenger RNA of Paramecium primaurelia, 855 nucleotides long. The record is from the annotation of a GenBank genome assembly. NCBI's taxonomy places the organism in Eukaryota, Ciliophora, Oligohymenophorea, Peniculida, Parameciidae.
AUGUUUAAAAACCUAUUAGGAUUAGUAAAUGGAACCUAAAUGGCAUAUUCUUAAUUACAGAAUGAUCAUUCUUAUAAUAGAAUGUAGCAUUAUAACUUCCUUAGUUAAAAUCAAUUACAUAACUUAUUGAAUAAACAUAGGAACUUAUUUAUUCUUCAUGAAAACCAGACAUAGCAUAUCUAUCAAUUCUUAGAGAUGCGAAUUCUGAUAGUGUGGUAAUUGAGAUAUAAGAUAAAUUUAGACCUUUAGUUAGAACUCCGAUCGAUUGAUUAGAAUGUUAUUAGAGUAAGUUUUAGCCCAUAUAGAAAAGAAGAACUCUAUAAAAUUGUCACCUUUGGGAUUUUAUGAUGCAAAUUAAGUCAAAUUCUCUGAUGAAGAGUAGAUAACCCAUAUUUAUUUUAGAAUAUGUAUUGUAAGUAUUCUUAGAUGUGGAAAUGCAUUCUUAAAUGAAGCUUUAAAAGUGAUUCAAGGAGCAUCAAUUGGAUAAUAUUGUUUCAAAGAAAUGAAAAAACAUCAAUGCCAAAGUAUUUUUUUUGAAAAGCUUCCUAAGACUAUUUAUGAAUAACAAAUUAUUUUGGUUGAUCCAAUGCUUGGAACAGGAGGAAGUGUAAGCAUGGCAUUAAAAAUAUUAUAAAAUUAUGGUGUUAAGCAAGAAAAUAUAAUAUUUUAAAUUUAGUUAGUUGUGAAUAAGGGUUGAAAAAAGUUUUUACAGAAUAUCCAAACAUUAAAAUAAUAAUUGCUCAAGUUGAUCCAAUAUUAAUAAAAGAAAUUAAUUAUUUGACUCCAGGAAUCGGAGACUUUGGGGAUAGAUAUUUUGGAACUGUUAAAAAACAUACACGUGCCGAAUACGUUUGA